Molecule: messenger RNA, 2261 nt
Organism: Xenopus tropicalis (tropical clawed frog)
Lineage: Eukaryota; Metazoa; Chordata; Amphibia; Anura; Pipidae
Product: tubulin monoglycylase TTLL3
Exons: 13
Coding region: 10-1719 (569 amino acids)
Molecular function (GO): ligase activity
Source: RefSeq, a predicted model, not a curated record
AUUUCAACAAUGGACAAAAUAAGAAAGUUUUUUUUAAAAUUCUUUUGUUGUAUACCAUCUAAUAUCAAGGAGAACGAAGAAUCACUAGUAGUUACAGCUAGUAAUGUUCAAGAAAACACAGAAGCUGCAAAUAAACCUAAUGAUUCUCCUGAGUGCAAGAAUUGUUCCUCUGUCGUAAGGAACAAAUGCACAAAAGCAACACGCCGGAGAUACUUCAAAGCUCGGGUUAGAGCCGCAGUUGUGGAAAAGAAGAUUUUCUGGGCUGAUUCUAUAGUACCCGACAUCAGAAGAGGCCUGCUCAGAAGGGGAUGGACACAAAAACUAUCCCCCACCUUCAGUGACAAUGCCAUGGCAACCCUAUUCUCUGUUCCAUGCAGAACCGAUUACUAUCAGUCGAGAGUGCAUUAUAAUGUACAGCCCAACUUCGUCUGGACGUACGAUGAUAUUUCCCCAAGGAAUCUAAAUAAUGACCAGAUGUUAAGUGAUUUUAUGGAUCAUCCAUGCUUCGUAUCCAAGGUUGGGAUGUGCACCAGUUUAAAGAAACUGUAUCGGUUUGCUGGUGCAGAUCCGUAUACAUUCUACCCUCGAUGCUACGUCUUGGAGAAGAGAGAAGAGAGGCAAGCAUUCAUUGAUGACUUCAGGAUGACUGCUGCCCGUAGCAUUCUUAAAUGGGUUGUGAGAACCAAUGAACCAGAAACAAGAAGGAUCUACCGUGGUAGAAAUGUUGUUCCAGAAGCUGUUAUAUGGGCGGCCCUUGUGGCUUGCAAGCUGCACCUUAACACCUUGGAACACAGAGACAUUGAUCGCUUAACCAAAGCCAAGGUGGCUGCUCAUUGGAAAAUACUCCUUCGUGACUACUAUCAGGUCAUGCAUCACGGAGCACACAUACAAAAUUCUCAGAAGUAUGUGGAACAGUGCCGCCGUAUGUUACAAAGGCUGGAGCCACUGAUGCCACAGCUCAAUAUAGACGGAGAAAAAAACAUAUGGAUAUUAAAACCAGGAUAUCUAUCUAGAGGCAGAGGCAUACAUUGCAGAAAUCGCCUGGACAGGAUACUUCGGGUAGCGGAACCUGAUUUCGAAUGGGUGGCACAAAAGUACAUUGAGAGGCCACUUCUUGUAUACGGAACCAAAAUCGAUCUCCGUCAGCAUUUCCUUAUAACGGACUGGAACCCCUUAACCAUCUGGUUCUACAAGGACAGUUUCAUCCGUUUCUCGUCACAGCCCUUCACGGUGGAGUGUUUAGACCGCUCCAUCCAUGUGUGCAAUAACGCUAUACAGAGACAUCUAAAGAAUGCAUCAUAUCGGAACCCUCACUUGCCUGAAGAAAACAUGUGGCACAGUGAUGAAUUCCAGUAUUACCUUCGCUCUAUCGGAAAAGAGCAUGUCUGGGAUUCAAUCAUCAUACCAGGGAUGAAGAGAGCUCUUAUCCAUGCUGUGCAGGUUGCCCAGGAUACAAUACGCCCCAGAAAAAACAGCUUCGACCUUUAUGGGGCAGAUUUUAUGUUUGAUAAAAACUUCCAGCCUUGGUUACUGGAGGUCAAUUUUAAACCAGAUAUAAAUAAAGACACGUCCGUGAUGACGGUUCUUAUUCCGCCCAUGAUAGAGAGCUUGCUAUGUGUCUUGAUCGACCGCAAGACUGACCCUGACUGCGACGUGGGAGGAUUUGAACUUAUAUAUAAACAGACAGAAACUGAAACUCCUAAACGUACUAGAAGAUAACUGCAGAUGAAGAGAGUCCCAAUUAAAAAGCCUGCGGGAUUGACAAGCCAAUUAUCUUGAGAACCUAAUACCAAUGCUUUUUAAUCCUAUAAGUAGGGUUGCCACCUUUAGCGGCCGCUAGCACCAGGCGGGGGGAGGAGGGCGUGAUAUCUUGUGUGGAACGGUGAUGGCAUGUGGGUGGGGCUGUGAUGUCGUGUGGCAUUAAUGUCACAGGGCUGUAACGUGGUGUUUAGCAAUUGGUCAAUCGCCAUGUCAAUCUCCUGUCUGGUUUUCCAAAUUGGCGGGCAGGCAGUUUUGGGUCAGGUGGCAACCCUACCUACUGGUAUAUUUUAAUUCUAAAGGUUUUCUGCUUUUUUCAAUUCCAGGCUGAAAAAAAAAAUCCCUAAAUACACAAGGAAAAAGGUGAAAGCGAAGAGAGUCCUAAUUAAAAAGCCUUUGUGAUGGGCAAGCCAAUAAGGACAACGCAGGGCAUCUAAUAAGCUGAUUAUACAAUUACUGCAAAGGGGAGCACCACUACGAUGUCAAAGCCUAAAGGUAAUCAA